AUGGUUCAUGCUCCUCCCUCUGGCUUGCAGGGAGGCCUUUUACUUGCUUGGAAAUCUGAUGUAAAUAUUGUUACUUUUUAUGUCUCUUGUAAUAUUAUAUGUGUUUGGCACUAUUCGGAUGAUCCACUUGUUAAAUGUUUGCUUACCUUUGUAUAUGGGCCUCCUUACAAGAAUCUUUGCCCAGCUUUUUGGAAGAUUAUGGAUAAUCUUGGGGUUUCUUAUAAUGAACCAUGGGUUUGCAUUGAGGAUUUUAAUUCUAUCACCUCUCCUGAUGAUAAAUUUGGGGGUCGGGCUUUUGACUCUUUCUCUCAAAAUCUAUUUGCGGAUUUCAUGGAUGGCUUUGGAAUGAUUGAUUUGGGAUUUAGCGGCAAUCCGUUUACAUGGUCUAACCACCGCCAAGGCUCUGGCUUAAUCAAGGAAAGGAUGGACAGAGGUGUUGCAAAUUGUCACUGGAUUCAUUAUUUUCCAUCGUAUUCGGUAGUUCAUCUCCCAGCACAUAGCUCUGACCACUGUCCCCUUCUUUUAAAUACUAGGCAACUUUCACCUUCACUUCCUCGUUCGUUUCGUUUUGAAGCGUUUUGGACUAGGGAUCCUACAUGUGGUAUUGUUAUUGAAGAAGCUUGGUCUCCUUUUAUAGCUGGUUCUCCCUCUUAUUGUCUAAUAAAAAAACUUAAGCUAACAAAGGAGGCUAUCAAAUUUUGGAACAAGCAUUAUUUUGGGAAUAUUAAAUCUAAGGUGGAUAGAACUCUUUCUUUGCUUGAUGAGGUUCAACAGGCCCAUCCCUCGGAUGCCAAUUUAGCAAAAGAGCUUCACCUUCAAUCUCUGCUGGAUGAGUACCUUCUUCAGGAAGAGUCUCUUUGGAAAACUAAAUCUCGAGAAUUAUGGCUUACGACUACAGAUUUGAAUACCAGAUUUUUCCACACUAGCACUAUUAUCUGCCAUCGGCGAAAUUUCAUUUCUAUGCUACAAACCCCGGGUGGGGGUUGGAUUUCUGAUCGGGCUGAUAUUGGUAUCUCCUUUGUCACACAUUUUAAGGAGUUGUUCACUUCCACUGAUCCGCUUCUCUCUCCUGCUGUAUUGGACCUUUUUAAUCCUGUUAUUACAGACACUGACAAUAAUCUGUUGUGUGCUAUCCCCUCUGAAAAAGAGAUUUAUGCAUCACUGAUUAGUUUGGGUAAGGAAAAAGCGCCUGGUCCUAAUGGAUUCACUACUUUAUUCUAUGUCAAAUAUUGGGACUGUAUCAAGACUACGGUACUGCUGGCUGUUGAUAAUUUUUUCGUUUCUAACACUUUGCUUAGAGAACAGAAUCAUACUUUUAUUGCUUUAAUCCCAAAGCGAUUGGGAGCUUCUGCUGUUCAUCAUUUUAGGCCUAUCAGUCUCUGUAAUAUUAUUUACAAAAUUAUCUCUAAGCUCUUGGCAAACAGGCUCAAGCCCCUCUUAUCGAAGAUCAUUUCUCCAUUUCAGACUGCUUUUGUACCAGGUCGUCAUAUUCAGGAUAAUUCUAUUCUUUCUCAUGAGAUGCUUCACUCUCUUAAAAACAAAAGGGGAAGAGGUGGCUUAAUGGCUGUUAAUAUUGAUAUGAAAAAAGCUUUUGAUAAAAUGGAGUGGGGCUGCCUCCUUAUUAUUAUGGAAAAAUUAGGGUUUCAUCCAAGUUGGAUUAAUUGGAUCCGGAUUUGUAUUUCUACUUCUUCUUUCUCUAUUCUACUGAAUGGAUCCCCUUUUGGUCUUUUCCGGCCUUCUCGUGGUUUACGACAGUGUGAUCCACUGUCUCCUUUUCUCUUUAUUUUAGGUACUGAGGUAAUUUCCAGACUCCUUCAUCAAAGUCUACAGGGAUUUAAGAUCUCAAGGAGAUGUUUUCCUUUAAAUCAUCUUCUUUUUGCGGAUGAUCUGAUUAUCUUUACACAUGCCACCUCCUUGGAAGCUGGUAUUAUUAAGGAUUGUUUGGCUAAAUAUAGUCUUUGGUCGGGACAGACUGUUAAUAUGGAAAAAUCUAAUAUUCUGUUUAGUGAAAAUACUGCUGCAUCUAUUAAAGCCAGUAUUUUGGAUAUCAUCCCCUAUGCUGCGACUCCUACUUCUGCUAAACAUUUGGGCCUUCCUAUGUUUUUUGGCCGUUCUAAACAAUAUCCUUUUUUGGAUAUCCUCGAAAAGGUCAAGGGGAAAAUAGAUGGAUGGAGAUCUAAAACUUUAUCACAGGCUGGGAAAUCGGUCUUGCUUAAAGUAGUAGCUUCUUCUAUCCCUUCUUAUGCAAUGAGUUCUUUUCUGUUUCCUGACAUUCUUUGCAAUCGACUAGAUGCUGCUUUCAGGAAUUUUUGGUGGGGUUUCUCGGUCAACAAAGCUCAUAAUCUUUCUCUAAAGUCGUGGAAAUCGAUUUGUCUGCCAAAGGAUCAAGGUGGUUUGGGUUUCCGUUUGAUGAAAGAUAUUAAUGUCUCUCUUAUUGCUAAGCUUGGUUGGAAGCUUCUUGUUAAUCAUGAUGCUAUUUGGAUCCAGCUCUUUAAGGAAAAAUAUAUUAAAUAUGGAUCUCUUCUCUCCUAUCCUCUUAGCACAGGUUCCUAUAUUUGGAAUGGCAUCACUUCUGUUGUCCCUUUGCUUAAAUUGGGUGCCUGUUAUAUACCUCAUGCUUCAAGUUCUCUGGCUAUUUGGAAUUCGCCGUGGAUUUCUACUUUACCCAAUUUCCAACCUGUACCUCGCGUUUCGCGACUCUGUUUGGAUUAUCCGUUGGUGAUUUCGACUCUUAUCCAUCCACAAUUUUUAACUUGGAAUAUCCCACUACUUAUUUUUCUUUUUGCUCCGGAAACAAUUUCAGAAAUUCUUAAAAUCUCUACUAGAGCUACGUCUGAUUCUCUUAUUUGGACUGCAUCGGCUUCAGGGGUUUUCUCUUCCAAGACAGCCCAUCAUUUAUAUGUUUCCUCUCGGCCCGCUCCCGUAUUGCCUGUUCCUCCUUGCAGUUGGAAAGGAUUGUGGAAGCUGAAGCUCAACCACCGACUCAAACUUUUCCUCUGGAAAAUGGUCUGGAACAUCAUCCCCACCAAGGAUCGAAUUGCUCAGUCUAUUGUAUCUUCUCAAAGGGAUUCUUCCUGCUCUUUAUGUUCUGCUUCAACAGAUUCGCAGCUUCAUCUUUUUUUCUCAUGCCCUAUUGCGCGGGUCAUUUGGAGAAAUUCUUUCUGGCCAUUGGAUAUUACAGCCCUCUGUAUUUCUGAAAUUUCUGAUUGGCUCAAUGUAAUUCUGCAUCCGGGAACAAUAGCUUGUGAUCGUAUCUGGCACUCUCGUAACAAAGCUCAUCAUGAUGGUUGGACUCCGAAUGCUUUAUCAAUCUCAGCUGAUGUCAACCGUACAUCUCACACUCACUUCCGGGCUUGGUCAAAUAAAAUUUCUCCUGUUCGUCAGAUUUGGACUAAGCCUGCUCCUCUAUGCUUCAAAAUUAAUUAUGAUACAGUUAUCCGUAGGAAUUUCUCAGCUCAGGCAGCCGUUUGUCGAGACUCUACGGGUGCUAUUAUUCAAGUACUGACAAGAAUUAGUCCUUUAUGCACCCCCUUGUAUGGAGAAGCAACCGCAGCUCUUCUUGCAGCUACAUUGUGCUCAUCUAUGGGACUGUCCCAUGUAAUUUUUGAAGGUGAUUCUUUAACUGUUAACCUCGUCAUCAAUAAUCCUACGAUUACGCAAGACUGGCGUAUUUCAUCCAUCAUAUCGGAGUUUCUUUCAACUAUUUCAUCCACUACUAGAUGGUCUACUAGUAACAUCAACCGAAGUGCAAACUUCUGCGCCCACUAUGUGGCUGAUUGGGCCGCGACUAGAUUUACCUCUAGCUGCAUUCCCACCUCUGUUUCGUCAUUUAGUUCGCUCAUUCCUCCCUGUUUUGGAAUGGAUUUUUCUUUCUCUUUUAAAGUUCCUUGA
Alnus glutinosa is the source of this 3891-nucleotide messenger RNA. RefSeq lists its product as uncharacterized. NCBI's taxonomy places the organism in Eukaryota, Viridiplantae, Streptophyta, Magnoliopsida, Fagales, Betulaceae. Gene Ontology annotation, molecular function: nucleic acid binding; RNA-DNA hybrid ribonuclease activity. The record is from RefSeq and is a predicted model, not a curated record. Bases 1 to 3891 code for a protein of 1296 amino acids. The transcript has 2 exons.